This is a messenger RNA of Stegostoma tigrinum, 9447 nucleotides long. It is a transcript of the gene aasdhppt, whose product is annotated as aminoadipate-semialdehyde dehydrogenase-phosphopantetheinyl transferase. Gene Ontology annotation, molecular function: magnesium ion binding; holo-[acyl-carrier-protein] synthase activity. The transcript is spliced from 6 exons. The record is from RefSeq and is a predicted model, not a curated record. NCBI's taxonomy places the organism in Eukaryota, Metazoa, Chordata, Chondrichthyes, Orectolobiformes, Stegostomatidae. Gene Ontology annotation, cellular component: cytosol. Bases 73 to 966 code for a protein of 297 amino acids.
UCCUGACACCUGGCCCGAGCUCCGAUUGCUGCGGUGACGAAGCCAUGGAAGCCAGCCCAGAGUAACCACAGGAUGGAGGGGCUCCGCUGGGCUUUCGGCUGUGGCUUUUGGCAACCGACUCGUCACGAGUGGUUACUGGCGGCUCGCUGUGUGCAGGCCGAGGAGAGGGAGCGCAUUGGCGCGUUUGUCUUUGCAAGAGACGCCAAGGCCGCCAUGGGUGGCCGUCUACUAAUCAGGAAGUUAAUUGCUGAAAGAUUGAAGAUUCCAUGGAAUGAAAUACAGUUGCAAAGGACGACAAAAGGAAAGCCAUUUCUGGCAAAUCCAGUCUUCACCACAAUCCCAAAUUUUAAUUUCAACAUCUCUCAUCAUGGAGAUUACACUGUUCUGGCAGCUGAACCUAAUCUGCAGGUUGGUGUAGAUGUUGUGAAGACUGAUUUUCCAGGUAGCAGAUCUGUUGCAGAGUUUUUCCGCAUUAUGAACAGACAAUUCACAGGUUAUGAAUGGAAUACAAUCAAGAUGGCAGGUGAUGAAUGGGCACAACUGGGCAUGUUUUAUAGACACUGGGCUUUGAAAGAAAGCUUUAUAAAGGCAAUAGGCGUUGGAGUAGGAUUUAAUCUGCAGAGAAUUGAAUUCCAUACAUCACCAUUACAUAUGCAAACAGGGCAGGUAUCUAAGGAAACAAUAAUGUUCUUGGAUGGAGACCAGGAAGAAGCAUGGACAUUUGAGGAAACUAUUCUGGAUGAUAAUCAUCAUGUUGCUGUUGCACUUGGCAAACCAGACAUGUUUGGCAAAUAUCCUGCACAGGUACAAGAGAAUACUAAUCAAGAACCACCGAAGUUCACACUUUUGUCCUUUAAGGAUCUAAUCUCAUCAGCUAUUGCUAUGGCACCAGAGGAUCUAACGUGCUGGGAAAAUUUUCAAAUCAAGCAGGAAAAACCAAGUCGUCAACAUCAGAUGUCUGUAUGACCUUAUUGUAUGGACGAAACUGUCAGCAAUGAAUCUUGGGUAUUUUAAUCACAUAACCUUGGACAACCAAAGGAAACAAUGCACACUAUAAAUCGAUUCCUUCCAAUUCCUCAGACAGAGCUUCUCUUCAACAUUUUGCAUAACGAUGGAUCUUUCUUUGGUUUUGAAUUCAUGAUUUAUGAUGCCGAGUGUGACAUUGUCAUAUUUUUGGUUUUUUAUUUAAUAAUAUGCUUUUGAAGUGCAAAAUUAAAAACAAAAAUAUCUGUAUGACAACCAAAUGGGCACAAGGAACAGACUAUUCUUUCUGAAAAUUCAUGAAGAAACCAACUACUUGGCAAAGGGCAAAAUGCAGUAAACAUUUGUAACAUCCACUGCUGCAAGAGAAAUCCAUGGAAGCAAUUGCUGACACUGUAUAGGCAACAUUUUAGGCAGAACCUUAACUGUAUAAGUUUUUUCUUUAUUCUUGGCAUUGAUGGCAUCCUACAGAACUAAAUGUGAUAAUCUAAAAAUGACAUGGACAAUGCAAGAUAAGUCCUCUCACUUCAAAUUAUUUCAGUGUUCUCACCAUAUGAAUAUAACACCUUCCAUCAUGGUAUAAGGGUGUACACUGUCUGAUGAGCCUUUGUUUGUUUUUCAUUCUGGCAGAAAACACUUACCACAUGUGCCUCAAAGUCUCAAUUUUUAUUUUAAUAGUAAAUUGCCAGGUUUCAAAUGGUUUGCUACAGAAGCUAUUCACAAGGGGUAGAGGAUGGCUUAGUGGUAUUAUUGCUAGACUAUUAAUCCAAAAACCCAGCUAACGUUCUGGGGAUCCUGGUUCAAUGGAGAGAACUAGAGGGCCUGCCAGGAGUAGCAUCAGGCAUACCUGAAGAUGUGGUGUCAAUCUGGUGAAGUCACCAAACAGGACUACUUGCACGCCAAACAGUGAAAGCAGCAAGUGAUAGACAGUGCUAAGUGAUACCACAACUAACAGAUCAGAUCGAAACUCUGCAGUCUUGCCUCAUCCAGUCGUGAAUGGUUGUGGACAAUUAAACAACUUACUGGAGGAGGAGGCUCCUCAAAUAUUCUCAUCUUCAAUGAUGGAAAAGCCCAGCAUAUCAGUGCAAAAUCAGUGCAUUUGCAUCAAUCUUCAGCCAGAAGUGUCCAGUAGAUGAUCCAUUUUGGCCUCCUGUGGUCUCCUGCAUCACAGACACCAGUCUUCAGCCAAUUCCAUUCACUCCAUGUGAUAUCAAGAAAUGGUUGGAGACACUGGAUACUGCAAAGGCUAUGGGCCCCGACAACAUUCUGGCAAUAGUACUGAAGACUUGUGCUAAAGAACUUGCCACUCCCCUAGCCAACCUGUUCCAGUACUGUUACAACACUGUUAUCUACCCAGCAAUGUGGAAAAUUGCCCAAGUAUGUCCUGUACACAAAAAGCAGGACAAAUCCAACCCGACCAGUUACCACCCCAUCAGCAUCCUCUUGAUCAUCAGUAAAGUGAUGGAAGACGUCAUCAACAACAUUGUCAAGCAGCACCCGCUCAGCAACAACCUGCUCAGUGACGCCCAGUUUGGGUUCUGCCAGGGCCACCCAACCCCUGACCUUAUUAUUCAAACAUGGACAAAAGAGCUGAAUUCCACAGGUGAGGUGAGAGUGACAGCCCUUGACAUCAUGGUUGCAUUCAGCCGAGUGUGGCAUCAAGGAGCUCCAGCAAAACUGGCAUCAAUGGGAAUCUGGGGGCAAUCCGGUGGUUGGAGUCAUACCUGACACAUAGGAAGAUGGUCGUGGUUGUUGGAGGUCAGUCGUCUCAGCUCCAGGAUAUGUCUGCAGGAGUUCCUCAUGGUCAUGUCCGAGGCCCCCAACAAUCUUCAGCUGCUUCAUUAAUGACUUUCCCACCAUCAUAAGGUCAGAAGUGGGGACGGUCGCCAAUGAUUGAACAGUGGUCAGCACCAUUCAUGACUCCUCAGAUACUGAGGCAAUCUGUGUUCAAAUACAACAAGAUCCGAACAAUAUAAAGGCUCGGGCUGACAAGUGAUAAGUGACAUUCGCGCCACACAAAUGCCAGGCUACGACCACCAUCAAUAAGAGACAAUCUAACCAGCACCACUUGAUAUUUAAUGGUGUUACCAUCACUGAAUCCCCCACUAUCAACAUCCUGGGGGGGGUCAUCAUUACCCAGAAAGUCAACUUGACUCACCACGUAAACACAGUGGCUAUAAGAGCAGGUCAGAAGCUAGGAACACUGUGGCAAGUAACUCUCGUCUUCUCAAAGCCUGUCCACUAUUGACAAGUCACACAUCUGAAGUAUGCUGGAUUUCUCCCCACUUGCCUGGAUGAGUGCAGCCCCAACAACACUCAAAAACCAUCCAGGACAAAGCAGCUCCCUUGAUUGGUACUACGUCCACAAGCAUUCACAAUCUCCAUCACCGAUGCUCAGUAGCAGUGGGUACUAUCUACAAGAUGCACUGCAGAAAUUCACCAGAGAUUCUCAGACAGCACCUCCAAACGUACAACCACUUCCAUCUAGAAGGACAAGGGAAGCAGAUAUAUGGGAUCACCCAAGAUCCCUCCAAGCCACUCACCGUCCUGACUUGGAUAUAUAUCACUGUUCCUUCACUGAAGCUGGGUCAAAAACCUGGAAUUUCCUCCCUGAUGACAUUGUGGGUCAACCCACAGCAGGUGGACUGCAGUGGUCCAAGAAGACAGCUCAGCACUCGGGACGGGCAAGAAAUGCUGGCCAGCCAGCAAUGCCCAAGUCCCACAAAUAAAUAGAAACGUAGAACCAGUUUCAUAUUCAGUUUUCUCUUCCAUAUAUGAUAUGGUUUUUUUGCUGAGUUUGCUUCAAGGCUCUAGCCUGGACUCAUUGAACAAUUUCUCCCUACCUUUUGUUCUCUCCCCACAACAGAAGGUAGCUUAGAAAUAUAGAAACAUAGACAAUAGGAGCAAGGGCAGGCCUUUGAGCUGUCUCUGCCAAUGAAUACAAUCAGUACUCAGUACCCUGCUCCCUAUUUCUCCCCAUAUCCUUGGAUCCCUUUAGCCUCAGAACUGGAUGCAACUUAGUGAAAAUAUUCAAGUUUUUGACCUGAACUGCUUUCUGCGACAAAGAUUUCCACUGGCCUACCACUCUCUGAAUGAAGAUAUUUCUCCUCAUCUCAGUUCUACAUGGCCUACCCCAUAUCUUGAGGCUGUGACCCCUGGUUCUGGAUUUCCCCAGUUAUCUGGAAUGACAUUCCCGUCUUUACCCAUGUCUGAUCAAUAUACCUGAGAUGUCCCUCAUUCUUCUAAACUCCAGUGAAUAUAGUCCUAACCAAUCAGUCAGUCCUUCCAUCGCCUGAAACAGCCUGGCAAAUCUUUGUGCACUCUCUCCAAAGCCAGAACAUCGUUCCACAGAUAAGCAGAGCAAAAUUGUACACAGAUGAGAUCUCACCGAGGUUCUAUACAAUUGCAGAAAGAUAUUCCUCCUCCUGCACUCAAAUCAUUUCAAUAUGAAGACCAACAAACCAUUUUCCUUCCUCACCACCUGCUGCAUCUCCAUGUUUACUUUCAGCAGCUGGGUAUACAAGAACACCUAGGUCUUAUUGCAUCUCCUUCUUGCUUUGUUUUUGCUACCAAAGUGGAUAACCUCAUAGUUACCCACAUAUACAUCUUCUGCCAAACAUUUGACCACUCACUCAACUUCUCCAAUUCACACCAAAGCAACUCUAUGUCCUUCUCACAGCUUACCCUCCCACCCAGCGUUGUGUCAGGUGCAGACAUUAAGUUCCCUGAUCUAAAUCAUUAAUAUAUAUAUAUAGUGAAUAGCUGGAGAGCAAGCACUGAUUGUUUGAGUGUCCUACUAGUCACUGCUCACCACUUGGAAAAUGUCCAUUUUAAUCUUACCCUUUGUUUCCUGUAUGCCUACCAGUUCUCUAUCCAUGUCAGUACACGACCCUAAUCCCAUGUGCUUUAAUUUUAAAUGCUUUUGUCUUGUGUGGGAUCUUAUUGAAAGCCUUCUGAAAGUCUAAGAAACUCUAUCCAAUUGCUCCCUUUAUCAACUCUACUUGCUACAUCCUUGAAAAAUUCCUGUAGAUAUGUCAAUUAUGAUUUUCUUUUCAUUAAUCCAUGCUCUGUCCUAUAAUGUAAGUUCCAUGAAACUUUGAAGUUUAUUUGUGGAAAAGAGAUUUGGUCUCAAAUUAGCUCAUUGGAGAUUGUAGUAUUUUCAUGAACAAACUGAUUAUUGAUAUUCUUCAUUAAACAUUAUUGGUGGUUUGACCCUCGUAGUACUAAUUGUUCCAAUUGUGGAUGGAAAUAAGGUUCUUCUCAGGAAUGUGAAGUAUUAUAAACUUAUCAAGGGCCAGUCAGUGACUUGAAGGAGGUAGCCAAAGAAAAAGGAAAUGUGAUUUUAAUACAUUAUAUUUCUGGAUGUUUCUUUAUCCCAGUAGUUUUUGUUUUAACUAGUUUGCACUUUUAAUGUUUAUUAUCCUUAAGGAUAAAUAGUCUCAGUGAGGAUCCUGAUCCUCAUCAAAACUUAUCCUAAAUUGAUUCUAAAUGCACCUCCUCUCAUCCACCUUCCUGCAGAAAGGCCUUCCCCGAUUCCCAAUUCCUUCGCCUCCGCUGCAUCUGCUCCCGAGAUGAGACAUUCCACUUCCGGACAUCCCAGAUGUCCUUGUUUUUCAGGGACCGCAACUUGCCCUCCAUAGUGGUUGAAAACGCCCUCAACCAUGUCUCUCGCAAUUCAUCCCUCACACCUCCUAUCCAGAAUAACAAUUAAAACAGAAUCCCCCUCAUUCUCACAUACCACCUCACCAAUGUCCGGAUCCAAGACAUCAUCCUCUGACACUUCCGCCAUCUGCAAUCCGACCCCACUACCGAAAAAAUUUUUCCCUCCCCACCUUUACCAGAGGCACCACUCUCUCCGUGACACCUUGUCCACUGCACACUCUCCACCAACCUCACCACCCCCAGCACUUUUCCCUGCAACCGCAGGAAGUGCUACACCUGCCCCUACACCUCCCCCUCCACGCCCAUCCCAGGCCUUAAGAAGACCUUCCGCAUCAAACAGAUGUUCACGUGCACAUCUGCUAAUGUGGUAUACUGCAUCUGCUGUUUCUUCGGCCCUCGAUGUUGCGCUGACCUGUGAACUAAUCUGAGCCCCUCCCUGUGCACUAUCCCAUCAUUAUUCAUAUGCUUAUCCAAGGACUGUUUAAAUGACCCUAAUGUGGCUGAGUAUGUGGCCUCCCCUACAUCGGGGAAACCAAGCAGACGCUUGGGGACCGCUUUGAGGAACACCGAGACUCAGUUUGCACUAAACAACUGCACCUCCCAGUUGCAAACCAUUUCAACUCCCUCUGUGACUCCUUGGACAACAUGUCCGUCCUGGGCCUUCUGCAGUGCCACAAUGAUGCCGCCCGAAGGCGGCAGGAACAGCAUCUCAUAUUUUUCUUGGGAACCCUGCAGCCCAGGGGUAUCAAUGUGGACUUCACAAGCUUCAAAAUCUCCCCUCACCGACCACAUCCCAAAACCACCCCAGCUCGUCCCCGCCUCCCUAACCGUUCCUCCCACCUCAAGCCCCACUCCCAUCUCCUACCCACUAGCCUCAUCCUGCCUCGUUGACCUGUCCAUCCUCCCUAUCCCCUCCCUAACUCCCUACCUACAUUCACCUUUACUGGCUCCAAACCCACCUCUUUGACCUGUCUGUCUCCUGUCCACCUAUCUUCUUCUUUAUCCAUCUUCUAUCCGCCUCCCCCUCUCUCCCUAUUUAUUUCAGAAUCCCCUUCCCCUCCCCCAUUACUGAAGAAGGGUCUAGAGCCAAAAUGUCAGCUUUCCUGCUCCACCAAUGCUGCUUGGCCUGCUGUGUUCAUCCAGCUCUACAUCUUGUUAUCCUAAAUUGUGUGUGAACAUAGAACAAUACAGCACAGAACAGGCCCUUCGGCCCUUGAUGUUGCACUGACCUGUGAACUAAUCUAAGCCCCUCCCCGUGCACUAUCCCAUCAUUAUCCAUAUGCUUAUCCAAGGACUGUUUAAAUGCCCCCCUAAUGUGGCUGAGUUAACUACAUUGGCAGGCAGGGCGUUCCACGCCCUUACCACUCUCUGAGUAAAGAACCUGCCUCUGACAUCUGUCUUAAAUCUAUCACCCCUCAAUUUGUAGCUAUGCCCCCUUGUACAAGCUGAAGUCAUCAUCCUUGGAAAAAGACUCUCACUGUCCACCCUGUUUAAUCCUCUGAUCAUCUUGCGUGUCUCUAUUAAAUCCCCUCUUAGCCUCCUUCUCUCCAGUGAGAACAGACCAAGUCCCUCAGCCUUUCUUCAUCGGGCCUGUGGUCCAGACCAGGCAACAUCCUGGUAAAUCUCCUCUGCACCUUUUCCAAUGCUUCCACAUCCUUCCUGUAAUAGGGCGACCAGAACUGCACGCAAUAUUCCAAAUGAGGCCGCACUAGCGUUUUGUACAGUUGCAGCAUGACAUCACGGCUCCAGAACUGAAUCCCUCUACCAAUAAAACCUAAAACUCCGUAAGCCUUCUUAACAGCACUAUCAACCUGGGUGGCAACUUUCAGGGAUCUGUGUACAUGGACACCAAGAUCCCUGUGCACAUCUACACUACCAAGAAUCUUUCCAUUGACCCGGUAUUCUGCCUUCCUAUUAUUCCUCCCAAAGUGAAUCACUCACAUUUAUCCAUAUUAAAUUCCAUUUGCCACCUUUCAGCCCAAUUCUGCAGUUUAUCCAAGUCUCCCUGCAAUCUGCAACAUUCUUCCACACUGUCCACCACUCCUCCGACUUGAGUGUCAUCUGCAAACUUACUAACCCAUCCACCAAUGCCUGCGUCCAAGUCAUUUAUAAAAAUGACAAACAGCAGUGGUCCGAAAACAGAUCCUUGAGGCACACCACUAGUAACCGGACUCCAGGCUGAAUAGUUUCUAUCAACCACCACUCGUUGCCUUCUUACAGAAAGCCGGUUUCUAAUCCAAACUGCUAAAUCUCCCUCAAUCCCGUGCCUCUGUAUUUUCUGCAAUAGCCUACCAUGUGGAACCUUAUCAAAAGCUUUACUGAAGUCCAUGUACACCACGUCAACUGCCCUACCCUCAUCCACAUGCUUGGCCACCUCAAAAACGUCAAUGAGAUUUGUGAGACACAACCUGCCCUUGACGAAUCCAUGUUGACCAUCUCCAAUCAAAUUGUUGCUUGCUAGGUGAUUAUAAAUCCUAUCUCUUAUAAUCCUUUCCAAAAUUUUUCCUACAACAGACGUAAGGCUCACAGGUCUAUAAUUACCUGGGCUAUCCCUACUGCCCUUCUUGAUCAAAGACACAGCAUUUACAAUCCUCCAGUCCUCUGGUACUAAACCUGUAGACAAUGAGGACUCAAAGAUCAAGGUCAAAGGCUCCGCCACCUCCUCCCUAGCUUCCCAGGCAAUCCUUGGAAAAAACCCAUCUGGCCCAGGGAAUUUAUCUACCUUAACACCUUCUAGAAUUGAUAACACCUCCUCCUUACUAACGUUAAUCCUUUCAAUUCUAGCAGCCCGUAACUCAGUCAUCUCCUCUACAAUGUUCUUCUGUUCCUCAGUGAAAAAAGACGAGAAAUAAUCAUUUAGCACCUCUCCAAUCUCCACAGGGUCCACACACAACUUCCCACUUCUGUCUUUGACUGGCCCUAUUCCUACCCUAGUCAUCCUCUUAUUCCUCACAUACCUAUAGAAAACUUUAGGGUUCUCCUUUAUUCUACCUGCCAAUAUCUGCUCAUGAACCCUCCUUGCUCUUCUUAACUCUCUCUCUUUAAAUCCUUCCUAGCUAAUCUGUAACUCUCCAUCGCCUCAUCUGAACCAUCUCGUCUCAUCGUCACAUAAGCCUCCCUCUUCCGCUUAACAAGAGAUUUAAUUUCUUUAGUAAACCACGGUUCCCUUACCUUAUCACUUCCUCCCUGCCUGACAGGGACAUACCUAUCAAAGACACGCAAUAUCUGUUCCUUAAACCAGCUCCACAUUUCGAUUGUCCCCAUCCCCUGCAUUUUGCUAACCCAUUCUAUGCCUCCUAAGUCUUACCUAAUCGCAUUAUAAUUGCCCUUCCCCCAUCUUUAACUCUUGCCCUGUGGCAUGUUCCUAUCCCUUUCCAUUGCUAAAGUAAACAUAACCGAAUUAUGGUCACUCCCUCCAAAGUGCUCACCUACCACUAAAUCAAAACCUGGCGUGGUUCAUUACCAAGUACCAGAUCCAAUGUGGCCUCCCCACUUGUUGGCCCUUUGACAUAGUGAGUCAGGAAACCCUCCUGCACACAUUGGACAAAAACUGAUCCAUCCAAGGUACUGGAGUUAUAGCAUUUCCAGUCAAUGUUAGGAAAGUUAAAGUCUCCCAUAAUGACCACCCUGUUUUUUUCACUCCUGCCCAGAAUAGCUUUGCCGAUCCUCCCCUCCACAUUCCUGGAACUUUGCAGGGGCCUAUAAAAAAACUCCCAACAGUGUUACCUCUCCUCUCCUGUUUCUGACCUCAGCCCAUACCACCUCAGUAGACAAGAUAACAAAGUGUGGAGCUAGAUGAACACA